This is a messenger RNA of Medioppia subpectinata, 1799 nucleotides long. Lineage: Eukaryota; Metazoa; Arthropoda; Arachnida; Sarcoptiformes; Oppiidae. The record is from the annotation of a GenBank genome assembly.
GAAACUCUUCAUCGGAGGCCUGAGUUGGGAGACAACAAUCGCCGUUAUGGAGAAGUGACUGAUUGUGUGGUUAUGAAGAAUGCAGACACCGGGCGCUCACGUGGUUUUGGUUUUGUCACAUUCAAAGACCCCUCUUCUGUACAGAUAGUGAUAGCCAGCGGUCCGCACAUUCUCGACGGCCGGACGAUUGACCCGAAAGAGUGUAACCCAAAGAGCGCACAAAAAGGCAAACGGGACGCAAAAGUGGGAAACUUUCCCAAAGUAUUUCUCGGAGGACUUCCACCGAAUGUGAAUGAAUCGACUCUCAGAGACUUCUUCUCCAAAUAUGGAAAAGUGGUCGAAGUGGUGAUAAUGUAUGAUCAGGAGAAAAAGAAAACUCGAGGCUUUGGAUUCUUGUCCUUUGAUAAUGAAGACACGAUAGACAAAGUUGUGCAAGAUCAUUUUGUCACCAUCAGUGGAAAGCAGUGUUUAAGACAUCGCAUGAGAGAGGGGUUUAAGGUUGAAAUCAAAAGAGCCGAACCCAGGGAUAAGGCGACUGGAAAACCGCUGACAAGUCUAAUGGCAGGCAAUCCGAUGCAACAGCCGGGCGGCGGUCACCCUAUGUCUGGUGGAAUGCCUCCCUGGAACCCCAUGUGGGGACAUCAGUCGGGCCCCCCUAUGCAUGUACCCCCUCCUCCCGGCCAACCGCCUCCCCCUCAGAGCGGACCCCUUCCAGGAAUGCCUAAUGGGAUGAUACCGUCGGCAUAUCCGCCCUCCGCAUGGAAUUCAAGCCAACAAACGGGCGCUUACAGCGCAGGCAAUGGUUGGACUCAACCCCCGAACUAUCAAAACUAUCAGCAGUGGACUGGAUAUGGAUACCCACCACAGGGUUGGGCUCAAGGAUACUCUUAUGGUCCUUAUAAUACGAGUUAUCCGGGCUAUGGACAGGGGAGCGGACAGAACCCGGCGAACGCCAGCCAAACACCUGUGGCACAGACGCCCAUUGGGGCCAACGCUGCCGGCACUGUGGCAGCCGUUGGAGCCUAUAUGCCGGCCGCUGGCGUUAAUACAACCAUAACUCCCGCACAAGUUAUAUCGAAUGUCGGCUCUUCUGCACCGCAAACGAGUGGCACAUACCCUCAGGAGGCUUCCAGUUAUGGUCCGGCGAGAGUUGGCAGUUAUACAAGUGCUCCCAAUUAUGCCAACUAUGCACUGCAAGGAGGGGGCGACGCACCGACCGCGUCGAGCAAUGCUUACGGCUCGGCCAACGCGGCCAAUGCCAGCUCCGCUCCUUAUACUAGAGCUUCAUCUCAAGCACAGGGCUAUCAUCCGUACAGAAGAGUUUGAAUCGAUUUCAUGUCAUGCUUUGUCUGAAUCGAUGCGCACAACGACUCGAGAAACACAAUUAAUAUAACUUUUAUUGUAGUUUUUCUUAUUUUUAAAUCAUUUAUAAAUUAUUAGAUUUUAUGACAUAAUUGGAGCACAAAGUAGUGGUAUUAGAGUUGCUGUCCUUUCGGGCACUCUUUAGACCCGAAUAUUCUUCCCGACGAUUCUUCUCUUCGAACAAAAUGCAUGUAUUAUAUUAUAAUUGACGACUCAUUAACAGGGCUUACAUUCCGAUUACCAUUUGUUAUAUCGUUUAUUACUACUUAUGAUUUUGAUUAACGCUUGACAACAAUUAGUGUAAAUUAAUUGGACUUUCUUUUUAAUCAUUUUAUUAUUAAUUAUAUAAUAAAGUAUUCAUUCAUUAUUAUUAUUAUCUCAAUAUAUUGUGUAACCUUUUUUUGAUACAAAAUAAAUUUUCAAAACAAAAUUAAAAA